AUGAGUAGGCCACCCCAGGGCCGUGGUCAGCCUCGAGUAGGUGCCACAUUCUAUCCUGGUGGCUCAGACGAUUACCACAUGCCUGAGGUUAUCUCCCCUUCUCCUCAAAGAGUGAUGCCUGAAGUCCCUGAGAACAUGCAGGACAACAUAGCCAAUCUUGAGCGCCAGGCCCGUUCCCCGCGAUCUCCUCACUCUCAGCCUCCCUCUGCUUCAUACGAUCGCCCCCACUUUCCCGAACGGACUUCAUCUUUCGCAUCACAAGGAUACAAUCAAGAUGGCCCUCAUGCGAGCAACAAUGGUCAGUCUGGCUACGGCGGGGAUUCGUAUGGUCAUUCCGAUUCCUACGGGACGAUUGACCAGCCGAACUUUUCUCCGUUCCCUGUGCUGCGCAACCCGCCUCCCAAUGUACCCCCUACCGAUGAACAGAAAGAAGCAAAUCUAGAAAGAGCGAGGAUGUCAGUCUUGUCUUCCAACGACCCGGAAGUGCAAUUGGCCUGGGCCCAGGAUGCGCUUUCCUAUGUCGAGGUUGCGAUGCAGAAUGAGCUUCGUAUGUCGCUGGUCCAGCCUCCUCGACCCCAAACACCCCAGGUUGAACGUCAGUUGAGGACGGAUGCGAUGAACAUCGUGAACUUUCUGGCAGAUCAGCAUCAUCCCCGCGCAGAGUUCAUCAAGGGCAUGUGGCUUGAAUUCGGAAAGUUUGGUUUCCGGGUAGACAAGAAAGAAGCCUUCCGUUGUUAUGCUAGAGCUGCCGAAAAAGGGUACGCUCGAGCAGAGUACCGAAUGGGUAUGCAGUUUGAAAGUUCAAACGAGCCCGCCAAGGCUAUUAGACAUUAUGAGAAAGGUGUGGCGAUGAAGGAUUCGGCAUCGUACUACCGCCUUGGUAUGAUGAUUCUUCUUGGCCAGCAUGGACAGCGUCAAGAUUAUCAGAAAGGAUUGGAAUACAUCCGCUUGGCCGCGCAAUCUUGCGAUGAGAAUGCUCCACAAGGUGCCUAUGUAUAUGGCAUGCUUCUCGCCAGAGAAUUGCCCCAAGUCAAUAUUCCCGACCAGUACUUACCGAUAGAUAUAAACGCCGCUCGUGUCAAUAUCGAAAAGGCUGCCUACCAUGGGUUCGCAAAGGCCCAAGUCAAAAUGGGUGCCGCCUAUGAACUCUGCCAGCUAGGCUGCGACUUCAACCCGGCCCUAUCCUUACACUAUAAUGUUCUAGCAGCGCGCCAGGGAGAGCCGGAGGCGGAAAUGGCCAUCAGUAAAUGGUUUCUCUGCGGGCACGAGGGACUCUUCGAAAAGAACGAUGAGAUCGCCUUCACGUACGCUCAACGGGCGGCUCAAAGUGGUCUCCCGACUGCGGAGUUUGCGUUGGGAUAUUUCUAUGAGGUUGGCAUCCACGUCCCCGUUGACCUCAACGAGGCUAGAAAGUGGUAUGCCAAAGCCGCCGCAAAUGGGAAUAAGGAUGCAGCUUCCCGAAUCGACAGCAUAUCACGAUCGAAGACGCUUUCUAGGAAGGAUCAUGAACACGUUGCGAUUGCCCGCAUCAAAUCGCAGUACGGUUCUCAUGGACGGAACCGUCAAUCCUACGAACAAAACCAGUCCAUGGCACCGCCUCAGGAAACCUUGGAGAUGCCUGAUCCUUCGCGAAUGCGCAUCUCCGACGAUGGCCCAGGGGCUCAUCGUUCUGCGUCGGCGGCGCCAUAUCCAGAUGGGCCUGGUUCUGGUCGCCCUGGCCCUGGUGGCCCACCGAAUCAGUGGUCGCCCGAGGCCCGCCCUAGUUCUGCAUUUGGCAUCAAUCCUAACAUCCAUCCUGCCUCUCCAAGCUACGGCGCUGGUGCUCCUCCAUCGAAUCGUGCCCCUUCGAGCGGUCCACCGCCCAUGGGCAACCGUCACCCGAGCGCUGGGAUGCAGUCUCCCAAGAUGUCACCGGGUGUAGGUGAUGCAAACGGUCCCCAGGGUGUCCCCAAAUUGGAUGUCGGCUACUCUGCACCUCUCGAACAAGAUAGGCAAAGGCGACCUCAACGGCCAGAUAAUCCAGGCAUGGGCAGAGCACCAGUGCCACCCCAGAACGCGAAUCGUGCCACUCCUCCCGCACAGGCAGGAAGGACGUCGGCGCCGCCUGGCCCAGGGCGGCCGUCGUCUUCUGGACAUCACCCCCCACGGAACGAUUCUAUGCCUCCUUCAUCGAGGCCAUCCCCGGCUUCUACCCCCAAACCGACCGGUCCAUCGAACAACCAGCCAUCGAAGCCAACCAAUGCUCCCGCGAAACCGAGCCCCGGCGGUCUCCCUGGAAAAGGGCCUAAGACCUUUGAGGAAAUGGGAGUUCCCGCAGUCAAGCAGGAAAGUGAAUGCAUCCUCAUGUGA
This is a messenger RNA of Rasamsonia emersonii CBS 393.64, 2349 nucleotides long. Its product is annotated as Chitin synthase activator (Chs3). NCBI's taxonomy places the organism in Eukaryota, Fungi, Ascomycota, Eurotiomycetes, Eurotiales, Trichocomaceae. Gene Ontology annotation, molecular function: protein binding. The transcript has 5 exons. The coding region runs from base 1 to 2349 and encodes 782 amino acids. The record is from RefSeq and is a predicted model, not a curated record.